Pistacia vera is the source of this 480-nucleotide messenger RNA. Its product is annotated as S-norcoclaurine synthase 2-like. Gene Ontology annotation, cellular component: cytoplasm; nucleus. The record is from RefSeq and is a predicted model, not a curated record. Gene Ontology annotation, molecular function: protein phosphatase inhibitor activity; abscisic acid binding; signaling receptor activity. Gene Ontology annotation, biological process: defense response; abscisic acid-activated signaling pathway. NCBI's taxonomy places the organism in Eukaryota, Viridiplantae, Streptophyta, Magnoliopsida, Sapindales, Anacardiaceae. The coding region runs from base 1 to 480 and encodes 159 amino acids. The transcript is spliced from 2 exons.
AUGCAUGGCCUUGUUGCGGCGAACACGGUGGCGGCUGCAUCGGCUUGUUCGGUGUGGGAUGUCUACGGCACUCUUCAAGUCCUCACUAUUAUAAAUACAUUUCUACCAAAUGUGCUUGGAACUGUUAAAGUCCUUGAAGGUGAUGGACAUGUUGGCACACUUCUAAACGUUACAUUUCCACCAGGAACUCCUGGAGUUGGUUAUAUGAAAGAAAUGAUUACAAAGGUUGAUAAUAAGAAGCGUGUGAAGGAAACAGAAACCAUUGAAGGAGGAUUUAUAGCAUUGGGCUUCAAGCGUUAUAUAACUCAAUACAAAAUUAUUGAGAAAAAUUCUACAUCAAGUAUUAUAAGAUCAACAAUAAAGUAUGAGCUUGAUGAUAAGUUAGCAAAUCUUACUUCUCUAAUAAACACCAAGCUAGUUGAGACACUUGCAGAAACCGUUGGGAAGUAUCUAACUGAGAAGACACCUCCUCCUUAUUAG